CUAGCAGAAUAACAUCGUCAGCGAUCAGCCAUUGUCGUGAGAUGUGAAGAUUCUUCUCGUGAUAUAACCGUUGAAAAAGCCAAGGAAUUAUCGUAGAUUAAAGUAAAACUACUAACGCAGCGAUGCACACAAUCCCGGAAUUAGGUACCAGUGUGCCGGCGUUUCUUGCCAAGCUCUGGAAGCUGGUCGAGGAUCCCGAAACCGACGACCUUAUUUGUUGGUCACCCAGUGGAAGAAGUUUCUUUAUUAGGAAUCAGGCACAGUUUGCAAGAGAAUUGCUGCCCCAUUAUUACAAACACAAUAACAUGGCCAGUUUUGUCCGUCAGUUGAAUAUGUAUGGUUUUCACAAGAAGGUUUCUGUGGAACUGGGUGGUCUGAAAUGCGACAGAGAUGAAAUGGAAUUUGCACAUCAAUUCUUUUGCAAGGGACAUCCAUAUCUUGUGGAACACAUUAAGAGAAAAAUUGCAUCCAGCAGAGGACAAGAUCCGGCACUUACACCCAUUAAACCGGAAUUAAUGAAUAAGAUGCUGACAGAAGUGAGGAGUAUGAGGGGUCGUCAGGAACAUUUAGACUCGAGACUUGGAGCCAUGAAAAGAGAGAACGAAGCCUUAUGGAGGGAACUAGCAAUGCUUAGGCAAAAGCACCUGAAACAACAGCAAAUUGUUACUAAGCUUAUACAUUUCUUAAUCACUUUGGUGGAACCUUCAAGAGGUGGGGGUCUCUCUGUUAAAAGGAGAUACCCAUUGAUGAUCGACGAUUCUAAUCGUCAACGUAGUAAACAAUCAAAACUGUCAAAGUCACAAGCAUCACCUACAGGGCCUGUAAUUCAUGAACUUGAUGCAUCUGAACCGGAUUUAGAUUCAGAGUAUAUUGUUGCAGAGAUGCUGGAAGGAGAUCCAAAUCCAGCUGUACAAAGUCCCGAACAUAGUAGUACAUCAAUAAUAGACGAACACAAUAUGGAAACUGUUCAUCUAGUUGAUGAUUCAAUUCAGUUACAGGAUAACAUACAACUGGUCAAUCCACAAGAAAUUGAGGCCCGAAAGAAACGUGGAUGUAAGGGUAAAAAGAAGGAAGAAACACAUAUGCUUGAAAUGCCACUAGAAGAUUCGCCGGUGACUAUCGCUUUGCUGGAAAAUAAAACAACUUCUAAGCCGAUACCUGUUGCAACUGUGCGUAGUUCCAAGCUCGCAGCCAUGGCAGCUAAUUUGAACAAACCAGCCGAUGCAGAGCCUGAACUCGAUUUGGAAAGUAUCGAUGACACAGAGGAAGGGGUUCAGGAGAACGAUUCUAAUUUGUUGAAGCUCGAGGAUAUUUUAAUAGUGCCGGAAAUCAUCAACGAGGAGAACGUGCAAUUUAGCGAGAACAACGAAAACUUGAAAUCUAGUGGGAAUGACAUCACGUAUGAUGAGCUUAAAAAAAUUGAUGAUAUUGCCAAGCAGAGAGUUUCCUGUACAAAUGGUGCUGAAAAACCCACAGAGCAGGAGAAUGCUAACUCGAAUGGAGCUAGCACAAGCACUGAUUUAUCUUUGAGCCGUGUCAAUCCCAUAUCAGACACUCACAGGUUAGGAUCAAUGGAGGAUAUGGAUAAUCAUCUCGAAUCAAUGCAGACAGAUUUGGACAAUCUCCGUGACAUCCUUCGGGGCGAGGGUUACAGUAUCGAUGCGAAUACACUUCUUGGUUUAUUUGGAGCAGAUGAUCCAAUGUCAUUUGGUAUGCCUGUUAAUCCAGAACUAAAUCCACAUUCAGAGAAAGAGGACGAUGAUCACGCUAAUGAUGCUGAUAACGUUAACGGGACGGCCGGAGGAGAACUUAUGGCGUACAACCCAACGCAAAAUUUACUAGAUUUUGACGACGACAUUUUCUUGAAUGCUGCAUCACCUGUAACGAGCUCAGUAGAUGACGGAACAGCAAACAGUCUCUAUGCUUCGGACCCUCUAGAUAUGGAGGACAGCAAAGCUUCGCUUCUCGCUUCUUUAAGAAACGUCGUAAACACUUCAUCGUAAAGUCUUUUUGCUAAUGCCAUGGAAGCAAGACUGCUGGAUUUUUAAUUACCUCGUUGGUAAUACCUUCGUUUUAAUUAACAGUAUGAUGCUACGAACUCUAUGACCAGUUUAGUACGCGUAGAAAGAAAGAGAGACAGAGAGAGAGAGAGAACAAGAGUUGAGAUACACGCACAGUGGUUCGAUUAUAAUUCCUUGAAGAAGAAAGUACAGAGGUGAAAGAACCAAAACAAAUGUAAUCUAGAUCAGAAGGGGGUGGAGGUGUUUGUCGUCACGGUGAUGAAACUACCCGGUAUUAUGUGUACAACAACAUUGAGCUGUUGCUAGAAUAUUGUAACACAAAAAGAACGCAUCGAGUAUGUAUCUGAAGAGGAAUAAGUCCUGUUUUCAGUAAUUUGUACAUAAUUACGCGGAUGAUUGUCGAAUCGAUAAAGAAAUACGG
This is a messenger RNA of Dufourea novaeangliae, 2442 nucleotides long. RefSeq names its product heat shock factor protein-like. Bases 123 to 2003 code for a protein of 626 amino acids. NCBI's taxonomy places the organism in Eukaryota, Metazoa, Arthropoda, Insecta, Hymenoptera, Halictidae. The transcript is spliced from 11 exons. Gene Ontology annotation, molecular function: sequence-specific DNA binding; DNA-binding transcription factor activity. The record is from RefSeq and is a predicted model, not a curated record. Gene Ontology annotation, biological process: regulation of DNA-templated transcription.